CCCCGGAUGUUGCCCCACGCUUGCUCAUGUCCCGGAUGUACCUACAUUUUAGUAGAGGAACAAAAAAUGGGCUCAUUAUCAAGCUUCACCAAACCGUUUAAAUUAUCCCCACACACGAUUAUUGUACAUGUAUGAGGACCAGGCCGCAGUUCUGAGCAGACUCCACGUCCAUAGUCUCCGUGUCUGUAAAGUGAUUCAUGAAAUCGAAGAGAGUGAAGUUGGAGGUGAGAGUUGCGGGCCGAGUGUGUUGACACAGUUGGAGCUGCUUCACACUGCUGACAGGGCCUUCCGCCAUCCCCUCACCCGUCAUCCGCCUAGCGAAGAGUGAUGACCUCACAGCAGCAUGGGAAUGCCAACCCUGCCCUCCUCUCGCCACAGAACUCUUCAUCAAGUCAGGGCAGGCAACACAUUUCUCGUUCCCCGAUAGACUCAUAUUCCCGCUCCGGGCUUUCCUCUCCUCGGAGAGGCUGGGUUGCAGCGUCCUCAUCCACAACAGCUCAUGGUAACUCUCUCGCGCUCUCUCUAAGCCGAUUGGCUCCGGCAUCCUGCAGUAAUUCCUCCUCGUCUCGGAGACCUGCGUCCGGCCGGGUGGAGCCGUGGCCGGAGGAGGCUGUGGAUGACGCAUAUGGCCUUUACUCUCUUCACCGCAUGUUUGAUAUUGUGGGUGCGCAGCUGACGCACCGUGACGUACGUGUGCUGUCCUUCCUUUUUGUGGACGUUAUUGACGAGUACGAGAGAGGAGGGAUACGGAGCGGGCGAGAUUUCCUGCUCGCACUGGAGCGUCAGGGGCGAUGCGACGAGACAAACUUCCGGCAUGUUCUUCAGCUGCUCCGCAUCAUCACUCGCCAUGACCUGCUGCCGUACGUCACGUUGCGCAAGAGACAGACAGUGUGCCCAGAUCCAGUGGAUAAAUACCUGGAGGAGACAUCAGUCCGUUAUGUUUCUCCCAGAGGAGCAGGAGAAGCCCAGCAGGGAACUCCUCACAGAAGAACAGGACCCCAGCCAUUGAUCUGCUGUCCUCCAUCAGGACCCCAGGUAUGCCCACCCCGUGCUAAACCAACCCCACCUCCGCCAAGCAGAAAAAGGAAGAGAUCUCACACGACAGCUGACUGCAGAGAAAAACAGACCUGUGACAUACGACUGAGGGUGCGUGCGGAGUACUGUCAACAUGAGUCGGCUCUACAAGGAAACGUCUUCUCCAACAAGCAGGAGGCGCUGGAGAGGCAAUUUGAGCGGUUCAACCAGGCCAACACCAUCCUUAAAUCCCGUGACCUUGGUUCCAUCAUAUGUGACAUCAAGUUCUCAGAGCUGACCUACCUGGACGCCUUCUGGCGGGACUACAUCAACGGCUCACUAUUAGAAGCCCUGAAGGGCGUUUUCAUCACGGACUCUCUGAAGCAGGCAGUGGGCCACGAGGCCAUUAAGCUCCUGGUGAACGUGGAUGAGGAAGACUACCAAGCUGGCAGGAGGAAGUUGCUGAGGAACCUGGUGGCGGGAGGUGCCGGUGCAGGGACAGGGAACAGGGAGGGUCCCUUGUCCUAGUGGUGGGAUUGACUCGGUAAGUGGAGGAAAUUCAGAGAGACCCUGAUGAGAGAUUGGACACUAAUGAGAAAGUAUACAUGGGGGGGGGGGAGGAAUGUAAACAGAGAGGAAGUGACUCUUAAAAGAAAGAUACCCUACAAGAGGCCGGGAUUUGCAUCUUUAGCAGAUGUGGAUGGAAAGAGGCGUUAAAAGUGUUCUGGAAAGUUACGUUAUUUCUGUUUUAUUUUGAGUAUCUCAAGUUGUGGAAAUAAAAGAUGAAGGGGGAAGUAUCGGACAAAGAAGGCAUUUAGUUUCUUUUGUCUUUAUUCCUGCGUAAUUGACACUAAUGCUUUUGUUUUUAGGCUUGUGUGAAUUAGUUUUUUUUUUUUUUUUUUUGUGCUACAUUUCUAUUUAAGUCUUGUUGCACAACCAUUUGCUCUUAGUGAAAUUCUCUUGGUUAAAUUAAAUGUGUUCGCCUCAAAGUUUAACAAAGAGGACAGGUUGCAUAAGGUUUGAUUGACUGAUUUGCCUUUAAAAACAUCACAUUGUUUCUAUUGAUUAUGGAAUAAUUCCCCUGUCAAUGUUGUUUAGCCAUCCAUGUUUUUCUGGAUGUGAACUUGCAUACGCAGAAAUCUCAGUUUUUAUGAAAAAUCACACAAAAUCUUCAUUGCACACUGCAACACUGCACUUCGCUUUGGAAUUGCGACUACUUUAUAGAGAACACAUUCUCCAUUUGUUUCAUCACUGAAAUUAUUGCACAAUUGGGUUGUUUUAGCAAAUUCAUAAAGAAGAUUCUGAAGCAUGGACGAUUGUUUUUCAGAAUGGUUUAUGAUAUGCUUUGUUGCAGUUUGUGUUUUCAUGCAUCAUGUCCCUGUAAUUUUCUUUUUCUUUUGGUUAUAGAAAAAACCUAAUAACAUUAGAAAAUGUUCACACUUUUUUUUUUUUUGGCAACUUAAUAUGUGCUCUUUGUCCCGAGUUUUCCAAAAAGAUUAAGACAUUUGGGCUCUCUAGGCCUAUUAAUAUCCAUGUUUGGACCAACCUAGCUCUGAAAUUAAUCUUCAUUGUUUGUUAUUGGUUGAAUUUCUGGGCAGAACGGUUUAAUACAGAGAUACGCCUUUGUAGAGUUCAAAUGCAUGUGACGGCAGUAUUUGAUUAAGGCUUUGUAUUUUCACAAAGGUAUAAAUUGGCUACUUUUGUUCAAUCCAAAAAAAAAUUAUUAGGUAGUUCUGAGAGUUCUAGUAAAAAAAAAAAAAGGAAAAAAAAAGAUUUGUACUGUUAUCGCUACUUUAAAAUGUGAUCUCACAAUGCAGCACACAUGACAGAAGCUGAACCUUUUUCUUGUCUCAUGAUUUUGGGGUGCUCCUUAAUAGCAGUUUUUAAUGUGCUAUAUUUAUAAUUUCUACUCAUUUGAAUUCAAGCAAAUGUGUCCUGAGAAACGGCCUCUGCCAUGGUUUAUAUGUUGAAAUAAUCUGCUGUAACCUCUGUCCAACAAGUCUUGAAAGAUGACACAAAAUGUGCCAACCUGAAGCGCAACCUGUGUUUUAACAUGACUGAAGUGAAAGAAAAAUGCCUGAGCAACAUGCAAUCGCAGGAAGAUGUUUAAUUUGACUGACUUGAGAUGUUUUUGCUAUACUUUUAAAAUACCAAAGCUGUUCCCAGACAUUCAUUCUCUCUUUAAUCUCUCUCUCUCUCUUCAUUCUCUCCUCCAUCUGUUAAGAUAUAAUGAAACUGUUGAAAUAUUGAAAGAAAAUUGGUGACUUGUGGGGUGAGUGGAACAGACGUUUAGAAAAGUUAGCUGUGGAUCAAUUACUGCUAUUAUUAUUAUUACUACAGAAGGAAGAAAAGCAUUUUGUAAUGUUUUCCUAAUGGAACUAAACAAAGUUACAGACUGGUAUCUAUUAUAUAGGUUACAUGUUCUAUUGAUUGUGUUCAAGUGUUUGUCUUUAUAUCUUGCAUGUAUAUGACAUUGAUCCCCUUAAAUAUCACACAGUGACAAUUGAGCUGUGGUCUGUAGAUUUGAGAUAUCUAGACAUUUCUAACCUUUUUAUACUUUGUUUUUCAUAGAGAAAGAAAUGGGAUUGCUACUUUUUGGAGAGGUGAGAUGAGUAUUCUCAAAGUGACACAGUAGAACAGAUGAAGACGGAGCACUUUAUUUUUUACUCUCUCAAGUAUUUCACCUAUUGUAACCAUAUAUAGUAAUACACCAUUCCAAAAUGUAGGAGACAUUCGGCAUCAUCGGCCAUCUGUCGCAUUAUGACUCUGAUUUUUGAAUAAUUUUAUUUUUGUUGACCAUGCCGGUGGUUGUGUUAAGUGAAAUAUUUACGUGCAAAAUAGACAGCUGGUUCAUUCAAUGUCUGUACAAAUCAAUAAAACAAACUGAAAAAUACAA
Messenger RNA from Onychostoma macrolepis, 3910 nucleotides. RefSeq names its product death effector domain containing (gene dedd). Bases 328 to 1542 code for a protein of 404 amino acids. Gene Ontology annotation, cellular component: nucleolus. Lineage: Eukaryota; Metazoa; Chordata; Actinopteri; Cypriniformes; Cyprinidae. The transcript is spliced from 5 exons. Gene Ontology annotation, molecular function: DNA binding; protein binding. Gene Ontology annotation, biological process: apoptotic process; regulation of apoptotic process; extrinsic apoptotic signaling pathway via death domain receptors. The record is from RefSeq and is a predicted model, not a curated record.